AUCAUACUUCAAGAUAAUUCUUUACUGUAAUUGGACAAAAAGAAACGAGAAAAACAGCAAAAUAUAACUUUAAUUUUUUUCAAUAAAACCGAUAAAGUAUCCAUUUUAUCUACUUGUAGAUACAUCUAAUGAAAUAAAUACUUUUGUAAUGCGGUUAAUAUAAAUGCGAAACUAAUAUUAUGGCUUCAAAUAUGGCAUCUACCAGUUAUUUUGAUGUCGAUGAAGACUAUCCUGAAUAUUCGUCGCUUCACCAAAUGUUUAAAAUUGUUGGUGAUCAGAUAACAGAAACAGAUCUUAGAACUUUGAAGCUUCUAACAUACAGUAUAGUACGUGACGACAUAGUUCUUAGAGCAAAAGAUGGAUUCACUUUCCUUCUUGCACUUGAAAAAAUUGGCAAAGUUGACCAAACGAACUUCCACUUUCUGGCUGAAAUCAUUAACCAACACACUGACCGACACGAUCUCUUGCAUUUUCUUAGCCUGAAGAGGAGAAAGACUGUUACAAGUGAUCCUGUGUCAAAAUACCUGGAAGAGACAUGCAAAAGAGGAUGCCAAAGAAAGCGAAAGAACUCUGAUGCAUCCCCUAGUUCUGAGAAUGUGCCAUCUUCUUCAUCACGUCAGGAUCCACUUUCCUCAGCCAGCAGCAGCUCUGAAGGGUCAUGUAGAGACAGUAAUAUGUGUAGCUCAUGUACUUCCUCACUGGGGAGUGCUAGGAGUGAGAGGCAUGCCAAACAGAGUCGUAGGGAUGGUAGCGGUACAAGUGUAGUGACAGCCAAGGUAUGUCACAGUUUACAGGUUCAUGGCAAAACAGAAUGGAAGGCAAAUGAAAAUAAACCUGAAGAGAAGAAUGGAGAGAUUAAAAAGAAAAUGACAUGUGAUAUUCGACUACGUGUGAGAGCAGAGUACAGUCAAAGUGAAGAAUCAUUGGAGAGCAGUGUUCAUUCAGACAAAGAGGAGGCUCUGGAGCGCCAGUUUGAACGUUUCACCCAAGCCAACACCAUCUUGAAAUCUCGAGACCUUGGGUCCAUAAUCUGUGACAUCAAGUUUUCAGAGUUGACUUACCUGGAUGCCUUUUGGCGUGACUAUGUGAAUGGUUCCUUAUUGGAGGCUCUCAAAGGAGUAUUUAUAACAGAUUCUCUGAAGCAAGCUGUUGGUCAUGAAACUAUCAAGCUGAUGGUGAAUGUUGAUGAGGAUGACUACGAAAUAGGGCGACUCAAGCUCUUACAAAACCUAAUGGACUGACAGGUGUGGCUACAGGGAUGGAGGUCUUGUCUGCUCAAGAAUGCAAUGUUGUAGUAAAUGGCAGUGCUAGUUGUGAUAAUAAUGGCAGAAUUUUAUUUUGUUUACUUUGUUCAGGAGUGUGAGUGGAGAUAUAUUCUUAAAUGGUUGUUUGUAUGUGGUUUAUAUAAUGAUAACUUCCCCAUAAAAAUUUGAGUAACCAAGAUGUUUGUGAGGUGGGGUGACAACCCUUAUUCAGAGCUGCUUACCCAUCCAAUUCUGCCACAUUUUCUUUGGCAAAAGAGAAUUAUUCAGAGUUGUUUACCCAUCCAAUUCUUCGGCAUUUUCUGUGGCUAAAGACAAAGUCUUUGCUUUAACCAGAGCAUAAAAACAAACUAUGGUAAAACACAGAAAUUCCAAUAUGGGUUGAUCAAAUUAACCUGCUUUAAGAGCUUGCAUUUUCAAAUAUACAAGUUUGAACAGUGUUAAUUUUUUAAGAGGUUUUUUCCCUUGUCUUUUUUUUUUUUUUAAUUAAAGCAAUGUUUUAUUGUAAGAUGAUAACACUUUUUGAUCAAUAGACCAAAAAUACAGAUUUUCAAGAUGAAACAGAAAAAUAUAUUUACCAAAUACUAUAAUUCCUUUGGAAAUUGUUAACAGCUCUGAUUAUUCAUCAAAGUUCUCAUUUUUAAAGAGCAGUGUUUGGGAGAAGAAUAAAGCCACAUUUUGACAUUGAGAAGUGAAAAUUUCUGUGAUGAAAUGACUUUUUUCCCAGACCAUUUUGCCUGUAUUUGUAUUAAAAGUGCAGCAACGUUGAUUUUCUUAUUGUGAAAAUCAAAAAGAAUUUUCCACUUAUAUAUAUGUAUAAAUGCAGUUCUUUUUUUCAAAACAGGCCAUUUAUAUCAUUUUACAAGAGGCAUUUAGUGAAAAAGUUACCUGUAGAUGACUUUAUUUAAAGAGUGGUGCAUUUUGAAACACAGUUUGGGCCUAGAUUAUGGCUGUUGGUAUUUUAAAUCAUUUUUGCUCCCAGUUUUGGGUUGCAAAAUAUUUUUUACCUACAAUUCUAUUUAAAACACAUUUCCAGAGUGGUUCAUAAAGUCUGCCAUGAUUUGUUUCUCUUUUGCUAAAUAAACUUACCUUAAUUUUGGACAAAGCAUCUACAGUUUGACACAAAAAAAAUCUGGUGAUGCUAAGGUAUGUGUCAGACUGGUGUUACUGGCGCAGUGAUUUUUGUGAUCAGUAGGAAGGCAUGGGCAGGGUGUAAACAGACGUCUUUUAGCUACCAUCUCACCUUUGAGAAGCAUAAUUCUUGAAGGGCACUGGCUUCCUUUGUAUGCAAUAAUCUAUACAAUCACUGGAACAGUAUUUCUCUUCAACAACAAUUGCUCACAAUCCAGUUUGAAGCAUGAAAGGUUUUACAUUUACAAGAGUGACUUGUCUCUGUGCAACAGCAUGUCAUUUUUUUAAACACUAGAAAGCUGUUUUCUAAAGACAAUACCAAAAAUAUCAAACGUAACUAUGAUAACUAGUGAUAUGUAAAAAAGUCAGUGAAUAAUAGUGAUGUUUUUAUCUACUAUAAAAGUUAUUGACUUUUCCAGUCUACUGUGCAGCUUAUAAGAGGCUAAUUGAUCAGUUCAACUAACUUUUGAAAGAAGUUCUGUUUAUUUCUAUUAUAAAUUUCUUGUGAAUUUGGAAACCUUGUGUGUAGCUCAUUUAUUUCAAAUCAUAAGUGAUGGUGUGAGCAUGCACACAGCGAUAUCACAAUAUUCAGUCCUAUUUAUCAAGUUUAUGUUGUCAUUUAUAUGCCGUGUAUCGACAUGCAUGGAGCAAAACCUAAAAUGCUACUGUUUGUAGACUUCUUUGUUCUAGAGCUCAAAUGAACUAUACCUCAUUAACUUGCCAUUUUCAUGCUACCUGUGAAUGGCAGAGUGAAAGUAGGUAGGAGAAAUGUGGAAGAUAAUUUGGAAAAAGUAUGCUAGAUCACAUCUGUAUGAACCUUCCUAAUAACAUUUGUGGUUCCUGUAUAAACAAUGCAGAAAAUUUAAAUGUAGAUUUUACUCCUAAGCAGUUGACACAUUAAUGACUGGCUAAUAAGGCCAAACCUUUUCCAAUAAAUAAAUCUGAUAACAACUUGUUUUCAAAUGUAACAUAAAGAUUCAAAUUAUAAUACUAACCCUGCUUUAUUUUUCCAUUAUGAAAUGGGCAGGUUUGAUUAACCCAGCUAAAGAAAUUCACUGACCGGUGAUGGCAAAUUUUUGAGUUUUGUAUUUUUGACUCAGCUCUUUAUCAAUGCGUUCCAAUUCAGAUUUGUAGGACAGUCUUCAAAUCCAUACUGCUAAUAUAUUGAUCACUCUUAAAGAGACUGAAAGUGACCUCUCAGCCAUGUUUAGACAACAAACCAUAGCAGCCUUCCUAAACUGUCUCCAUGCUGUCAAUGCAUAAUUGUAUAUUUUUUUUUUUUGCAAUGCAAAAUAUGGCGAAGAAAUAAUAUAGUCAUCAUCAAACAUUUAAAACAAACUUUUAUUUUGGAUUGUGUUGUCCUGGACAUUUUUGGAUGAGUUUUGUCAACCUUGUCAAUUCUACAUGCGAACGUGUAACACAAAACCACAAGAACCCAAGAGUUGCAGGUAAUGUAAUAUGACAAUGGAAUUAAAGGACAAUAUAGGUGGGUAUUUUGAUGCUGCUUUUGUAUCAGGUUAAAUUAUUAACUGUCUGGAGAUUUCAGUACAUUUUUUUUAAAGAUCUGUUCAAGAGAAACAACCAUGUAGAUGGUAUUAUCAUAUUUCAAUAUUUGAAUUGUAAGGAAAAAGUACUUAUCUGUUAAUACUGCACACUUCAACAAGUUGUCUGUAAGUGUGAUUUCAUGGGCCAUUUGCAUCUGCCACUGUUAAGCUUAUUUAUGUAUUUGCUUGUCUUUCAUCUUGCAUGUUCAAAGCACAGCCCACAAAAUAUUUGUUCCCCGAACAAUGACUAUGCAUAUAAUUUUAGCAAUUUUUUUAAAUACCUGUUGGUUACUUAUUUUCAUUCACACCAUUGCAAGCACCUAUCUGCAUCAGAAACUAACACUAUUUAAUGAGUUAUAACAAUCUCCAGCCAGUCUUCAGGUGGGAUGUGGGCACUCACAGGGUUGAUGCUACUUCACAAGCAGCAGUUUCUGUGUUUAGAUUCCUUUGUCUUUUACUGUAGUGUAAUGUUUUUGCCUUGGAAAUAAUGUGGCUUUCUUAAAAUAAAACUUUUGUGGCCAGUUAAA
Pomacea canaliculata is the source of this 4464-nucleotide messenger RNA. RefSeq names its product death effector domain-containing protein-like. Gene Ontology annotation, biological process: apoptotic process; extrinsic apoptotic signaling pathway via death domain receptors; regulation of apoptotic process. Gene Ontology annotation, cellular component: nucleolus. The coding region runs from base 180 to 1241 and encodes 353 amino acids. The transcript is spliced from 5 exons. Lineage: Eukaryota; Metazoa; Mollusca; Gastropoda; Architaenioglossa; Ampullariidae. Gene Ontology annotation, molecular function: protein binding; DNA binding. The record is from RefSeq and is a predicted model, not a curated record.